This is a messenger RNA of Phycodurus eques (leafy seadragon), 4024 nucleotides long. It is a transcript of the gene pax2a, whose product is annotated as paired box 2a. Gene Ontology annotation, biological process: anatomical structure development; regulation of transcription by RNA polymerase II. The record is from RefSeq and is a predicted model, not a curated record. NCBI's taxonomy places the organism in Eukaryota, Metazoa, Chordata, Actinopteri, Syngnathiformes, Syngnathidae. The transcript is spliced from 11 exons. Bases 1 to 1221 code for a protein of 406 amino acids. Gene Ontology annotation, molecular function: DNA-binding transcription factor activity, RNA polymerase II-specific; RNA polymerase II cis-regulatory region sequence-specific DNA binding.
AUGGAUAUCCACUGCAAGGCAGAUCCCUUCUCCGCCAUGCACCGGCACGGCGGCGUGAACCAGCUCGGCGGGGUGUUCGUCAACGGAAGACCCCUCCCGGACGUGGUGCGCCAGCGGAUCGUGGAGCUGGCCCACCAAGGGGUCCGGCCCUGUGACAUCUCCAGACAGCUACGGGUCAGUCACGGCUGCGUCAGCAAAAUCCUCGGCAGGUACUACGAAACGGGCAGUAUCAAACCGGGGGUGAUCGGGGGGUCCAAGCCGAAGGUGGCGACCCCGAAAGUGGUCGACAAGAUCGCCGAGUACAAGCGCCAGAACCCGACCAUGUUCGCCUGGGAGAUCCGGGACCGGCUGCUGGCCGAGGGCGUGUGCGACAACGACACCGUGCCCAGCGUUUCGUCCAUCAACAGGAUUAUCCGCACCAAAGUCCAGCAGCAGUUCCACCCGUCCCCCGACGGAUCCGUCACGCCGCUCUCCACGCAGGGACACACCAUAGUCCCCAGCACAGCCUCCCCGCCUGUGACCAGCGCCUCCAACGACCCCGUAGGAUCCUACUCCAUCAACGGCAUCCUGGGAAUCCCCCGCUCCAACGGCGAGAAAAGGAAACGAGACGAAGUUCUCUGGACAGGCAACCACUUGGACGGAAGGAAAAUAGGACAUUGCGGUUCUGACGGCUCAGGCCCGGGCAGCGAUUCUCAGGGCAGCGUGGAGAGUUUAAGGAAGCACCUGCGAGCGGACGCGUUCACCCAGCAGCAGUUGGAGGCUCUGGACCGCGUGUUCGAACGCCCGUCCUACCCGGAUGUCUUCCCUACUUCCGAACACAUCAAACCCGAGCAGGCGAACGAGUACUCCCUCCCGUCCCUGAACGCUGGCCUGGAAGACGUGAAGCCGAGCCUCUCCGGCAGCGGCAGCUCCGACCUCGCCUCCAGCGUCUCUCAGAGCUACUCGGUUGUGACAGGUCGUGACAUGGCGAGCACCACUUUACCAGGCUACCCGCCUCACGUCCCGCCUACGGGACAAGGCAGCUACCCCACCUCGACACUCGCUGGAAUGGUUCCAGGAGGGGACUUUUCUGGAAACCCUUAUUCUCAUCCACAGUACACUACUUAUAAUGAAGCAUGGAGGUUCAGCAAUCCAGCAUUACUAAGUUCCCCUUAUUAUUAUAGUGCCGCAUCCCGUGGCUCCGCACCUCCCACCACUGCCGCUGCCUACGACCGCCACUAGUUACCAUGGAGACCAGCUCAAACUGCAGGGCCACGGCUUCGGCCUCCGUAUUGUCCCCGUCUGAGAAAACACUGAGGUCAAAGGGAAUUGUGAGGAGGAGAUCCUAAAGGAAAAGCCACCAGGUCACGCAGACUAGAGGAAGGAUCGGCAAGGUGGAUGCCAAUGCGUCAGCGUUACACACUUCAGGCCAUAAGAGUCACCACAACCAUCACGGCCUCACUGCCCCGCAGCCCUGAACAUUUCCAGAAUGACUUUGAAGAGAUUAUAUAAAUAUAUAUAUUAUGAAAUAUAAAUUGAAGACGCGUGAAGAUUCCAUGUGGAAAAAAAAAACAUCUUGUGGGAUUUUAUUUUGCCUCUUAGUUGCUGUUGUUGGUGUUGUUCUUUUACUCACGCAUCCUCACGUUCCUCAUCAUGAGUUGCAGUAUUUUGCAGCUUUUAAAGUCCCUGUAAAGUGAAUUCCGACUUGUACUAAAUACAUUACACAGCAAUUUUCACCAUUUCAGUUUUCCUGAUUUUUUUGUGUCCAGUGGCACCCCUUGGCGUCCCGCAUGAGUCCACUCCUCACCCACUAGAUAAGAACCUAAGCGCCUACGUUCACAUCACUGGUUAUCUUGCGCAGUCGUGAGUAACUUGGUUACUAAUACUGGACCCAUUUUUACCACUACAACUAGCUAGCCAGCUAUGCCCACACCACGAAAAUGCAUCUUCUCAAGAUCCCACAAUUUACAUAACAGUUUAGUGCGUCAUUUGAAUUCCCGAGCCAGGAGGUGACCCCGGGAUGAGCCCACUGCCCGUCCGCCGGCCGAGAGGAAGGACCCCAGUUAGCCCGCGGGGUCGCUGGUGGCUAGCGCCUCUCAUGGAAGACCCCGCGACGACCCAGUGGGAUGUAUUCCAGUCACCGCAGGCUUCAAGCGGAUAUAUUUUUGCAGCUCAAACAUAUAGAGAUGUGUAGGUAAAGUAGCAUCCAUUUUUCAGGUCAUAGUCGCGGUAUUUGAUUGGAGACAACGGCUUGAAUUUUCACGAUUUCAAAGCCUCAAUUCAAAAUGUAGCAGGGUUGUUAAAAACACUCUUCUUUGGUGUGUGUCAAAUUUAGAAGACAGUUCUUUUCACUUAACAAGGACUUUAAUAAGAGACAAAUGCUUUCAUAGCUUGAUGGUAAAGAGAAUUGUGUUGAGAGGCCCCCGUUUGACGUUAAUUAUCAUCCUGGCUCCGUGUCGUAGGGACGUCCCGACUGUGGUGCUUCUGCUCCGCCAUCUAAAGCAUUUGCUAUUUGCCGAGCCCACAAAGAAAUGGCAGUGUCAUGUGGCAAACAAUCAGAUGUAAAUUGUUUUUCAAAAUAAACAUGUCGACUUGUAAUUUUAAAUAUGUUAAAUUAUUUUUUUCUGUCACAAAUUUUUAUGUAAACAAAAAAAAGAAUGCACCGAUUCUGAGCGUAGUUGUCACACAUAAUAUUCCAGUUAUGUCCAUCAACAUCCUUUGCUCCUUUUUUUGCACUAUUACCUACUUGGUUUCUUUUCCAAAUUCAGAAAACGAUUUUUGGAAUCUUUUGAAUUUGUGGUGUGCAUAGACAUCGGUAGAAGUCAGUGGACUUUGUAAGCCAUAGCUCCUUGGCUCCACUCAAAAUUCCUAUUCAGCUACUUGGUCAUACCACUAGAUGCCUACAGUUGAGCAUACCAACUGUAAAUUAGCUUCAACGUAUGCCUUAUAAACCGAAUUGUUCAACUUCAGUGACAUUCAAGACAUACACACCGCCCUCCUUUGCCUCGCAUUUAACUCUCGCUGUGGACCGAAAGAAAAUACUGGUUCUUUUUGUUUCGACUAUUUUGUGAAUGUACUUUUAACUACAUUUGCCAAAGACUUAGUUUGAUAUUUAAUAUUUUAUUUACAGUGUACGUGUGCAUAAAUGAAGCAGUAUUAUCUUCGAAAACAAGAAAAACAUAACGUCGCCAACAACGAACAAGGUGACAUCCGGCGAUAAUUGUGUUCCGCUGCUUUGUAGAACAAUUUGUGAAUAUUGUGAAGACAAUUCUUCUUUGUAAAUACUGUCGUAGUAUCACACUACUGAAACGGCUCCCUUUGUAGAUAAGCAGACCGAUGCAUUUACAUGUGUGUCUUAAUUGUCAUGUUGUGCUGUAGAGGAAGGCGCAACUGCUGUGUAAACCCCAGGCUACAUGCUGUUUGUAGCAGGCUAACAUCGCAAAACUGUAGGCUGUCCUUGUCAUUUUCUGUCCAUGAUAAUGUUUUAUGUCACUAUGCAACAAGUUCAAUGGCUUAUCUGUAUCAUCUUUUGUUGGUGGGCCUCGAACUAACGCUUCUAUGGGAAAAAGGAGCGCAGCGUCCAAGUCUGUUCCUUUUAGCGAGGGUUAGUCCGUGUCAAUAAAAGAAAAAACAAAAACAAACAAAACAAAAAAAAAGAUCAACACUACUGUUGUCCCGUCGGCCAUUUAUAGAUGUUGUGAUCAUUGAGUUAAUCCAAUUUACGGUCAGCUCUCAAUGUAUAGACGCAUCCAUCUCAUUCCUUCCUACUAGUAAACCCAUAUACUGUACAUCCUCUGGUAACAUGAUGAUGUCAGAGAAACAGACUGCUCUACAUGCAGCUGGACGUGUGAAAAGGAGUGAGUGCACAGUGCACGCCACGAUCAUUUAGUCGGGAAUCUUAGCUGUGCUAAGUGGAGCACCUGUGAGGGCAUGGGUCUGUUGUAACGAUGAUACAGGUGAUGUGUCAUGGACAUCAAAAAAUGAUUUCUGAGGAGAAAAUCUAUAUGGAAAGCCCUGUGGCCUCAAUCAUUGCUCUGUUUCACUU